Messenger RNA from Hirsutella rhossiliensis, 2403 nucleotides. Its product is annotated as pectate lyase superfamily protein. The record is from RefSeq and is a predicted model, not a curated record. Gene Ontology annotation, molecular function: polygalacturonase activity. The coding region runs from base 1 to 2403 and encodes 800 amino acids. NCBI's taxonomy places the organism in Eukaryota, Fungi, Ascomycota, Sordariomycetes, Hypocreales, Ophiocordycipitaceae. The transcript has a single exon.
AUGGGGCUCUCGACGAUCCUCACAGCCUCCGUCUUGGCCUUGCGCCUCUUCUCUCCCCCGUCCGCCGCGUCGCCCACUCCCCAGGACGAUGCUGCGCCCGCCUCGGCUGUCUCAUCGCCUGCGCCCGCCGACUCGCCCGCUCCCACGAAUCCCUACGACUCCAUUGGCGAAACCGCCACCUCGGGCUGGUGGAUGUCUAGCAUCAAGCGCCAAGGAAAGCCUGCCUUCAACCAAGCCGACUACAAAGUCUUCCGCAACGUCAAGGACUAUGGCGCCAGGGGCGACGGUAGCAGCGACGACACCGAUGCCAUCAACAGGGCCAUUACCGAGGGCAACCGCUGCGGCCAGAAAUGCGACUCCCAAACCACCACGCCCGCCAUCGUCUACUUCCCUCCCGGCACCUACCUCGUCUCCAAGCCCAUCGUUCCCUACUACUAUACCCAGCUUAUCGGUGAUGCUGUUGGAAUGCCCACCAUCAAGGCCAAGCAGGGCUUCGUGGGCAUCGCCGUCAUCGACUCGGACCCCUACGACCCCAACGGCGUCAACUGGUGGACCAACCAGAACAACUUCUUCCGCCAGGUCCGCAACUUUAGGAUCGACCUCACCGGCCUGCCCAAGAACACAGGCACCGGCAUCCACUGGCAGGUCGCGCAGGCCACCUCGCUCCAGAACAUCGUCUUCGACAUGGUCAAGGAUAAGAGCGAGGACAACAAGCAGCAGGGCAUCUUCAUGGACAAUGGUUCCGGAGGCUUCAUGACGGACCUCGUCUUCAACGGCGGACGCUAUGGCGCCUUUCUCGGCAACCAGCAGUUCACCACGCGCAACCUCACCUUCAACGACUGCAACACGGCCAUCUACAUGAACUGGAACUGGGUCUGGACCUUUCACGGCCUCUCCAUUAACAACUGCGGCGUGGGCAUCGACAUGACACAGGGUGGCGCCGUUCAGACCGUUGGCUCCAUACUAGUACUCGACAGUACCUUUUCCAACACUCCAGUUGGUGUUGCUACCGUGUACAACCCACAGCAGUCGGGAACCAACGGCACUCUUGUCCUUGACAACGUCGACAUGACCUCAAAUGUCCCCGUCGCAGUCCAGCUUGGCGGCCAAGACAAGAGGACGGUCCUGCAAGGCAACACGCUCGUCAGCUCGUGGGCUCAGGGACGCUCCUACGAGGGCGCCAACGGCAAGGCGGGGCAAGGGCCGCGGGAGCCCGUCACGAAGCCCGAUGCUCUCGUGGACCAGAGCGGCAGGAUCGCCACCAAGAGCAAGCCUCAGUACAACAACGUGCCCGCCUCCAAGUUCGUGUCUGUCAAGUCCAAGGGCGCCAAGGGCGACGGCAAAACCGACGAUACCAACGCCAUCCGCAAUAUUUUCCAGCAGGCCCGCCCCGACGACAUCAUCUACUUUGACCACGGCGCCUACAUCAUCACCGACACGGUCCAGGUGCCCAAGGACAUCAAGGUGGUGGGUGAGAUUUGGCCGCUCAUCAUGGCGGCCGGCGACAAGUUCAAGGACCAGGACAACCCCAAGCCCGUCUUCCAGGUCGGGCAGCCGGGCGACGUCGGCAAUGUCGAGAUGCAGGAUCUCAUGUUUGAGACGCAGGGCCCUCAACCUGGUGCAAUUCUCAUGGAGUUCAACGUUGCCGGAAAGACGCAGGCCUCGGCAGGGCUCUUUGACGUGCACUUUCGCGUUGGCGGCUCCGCCGGCACCCAGUUGCAGAUGGACAAGUGCGUCAAGAACCCGUCCGUCCAGGCGGACCCCAACCCCCAGUGUAUCGGCGCCUUCAUGCUGCUGCACAUUACGUCGUCCGCCAGCCCCUAUCUCGAGAACGUCUGGAUGUGGGUGGCCGACCACGAGCUCGACAUCCCCCCCUACACGCAAGUCAACAUCUACAACGGCCGCGGGGUAUUGAUUGAGAGCACAAAGGGCGCUUGGCUGUGGGGCACUUCGUCUGAGCACAACGUCUUGUCCAACUACCAGCUUCACAAGGCCCAGAACGUCUUCAUGGGCCUGAUCCAGAGCGAGACGGCCUACUUCCAGCCCAACCCGGACGCCACCAAGCCCUUCAAGUCGAACCCCAAGUAUGCCGACCCCGACUUUUCCAAGUGCACCGGCCCCAAGUGCGCGCGCACCUGGGGCUUGCGCAUCAAUGAUUCCAAGGACGUGCUGCUCUACGGCGGCGGCCUCUACAGCUUCUUCGACAACUAUGGCCAGGUCUGCGUGGGGCAGAACAACUGCCAGGACAACAUGAUUGCCAUCGACAACUCCCAGGUCGAGCUCUUCGGCGUCAGCACAAAAGCCAGCAUCGCCAUGGUGACUUUGGAUGGGCAGCCCGCUGCCAAAGAUUCGGACAACCGCAACAACUUUUGCGCGGCCAUUGCAGCCUUUGAGACGUCGUAG